AUGUAAAGCAAAUAAAACUAAAAAUCAAUACUGUACAUUUUAAGAAAUAUUACGAUAGCCAUAGAUUGGAUUUGGGAAACAAAUAACAAUAUGAAAAUAUUAAUAUCGGUUCGAAGUUUGAUUUCAGAACGAAAUAAAAAAAAAGUUAAAGCAAACGUCACCCUUUUCGAGCAACGCAUUUUUGUCUGUUUUUAAAAUACAUCCGUAAUUUACUGACUGGGCGUACAUUCUCACGCACCAUGUACUAAAAAAAUAAACACUGGUCAAUAGCAAGCGCUGCAACUAUGGUCUUAUCAGUCUUAUGAUAUCUUGUUUACUCAAGUUGGACGUGAUGUCGAAAGCCGUCAUUAUACCGGAGUGUAACAAGGAUAUAGGAGGAAUGAAGGACGAGAUAUCCACGUCGCCGCCCGAAAAGAGGGAAGGAGCUAUGGGCUUGUUAAGUCGCCUUUUGCGAUUGGACACUUUGAAGAGGAGCGCAGCCGUGAGCCCGACGCCUACGGAGCCCCCGAUGACGUACUACGGGGUGUACAUUCCUUGCGAAAUUAAAAAGGGCCCUGAUGAAGAAGCAAUACACGUGUACGAAAACAAAGCGGAGGCGCUAGAGUUAGUCCGGCGCUACAAACUGGGCCGGUUCAAGUCUUUCCAUGACCGGAAGGAGGCCGUGUCUUUCGCGCUGCGCGGGGCCGAGCCUGCGGCUACCACGGAUGGCAAUGAUAGCUCUCUAAUGGGCGAAAAGCCAUAUCCAUUCAAGGCGCCAUCGCCCCAGGAUAUGGUGGCGCUUCGGAAGUCGAUCGAGAAGGGACUGCUGGCCGCUGUGAGGGAGAGAGUGUGGGACAACCCCCGGUAUCUCGUCAGCAGUGGAAACACACCGGCUAUUAUGCAGGAGGGUUCCCGCUACAACGCUUUGCACGUAGCAGCUAAAGCGUUGAACGCUGAGAUGUGUAACCUUGUGCUGACGACGGUCGGCAACCCUGCCUUCGUGCAGACCUUGUACGGGCUGGACGCUGACGCCGACUGUUGCAAGGAAUUCGCCGCGAUCCUAGUGGACCGCUACCUGAACACGCCUGAUAAAGGCAUGAACGAGACGCCGCUGCACUUCGCGGCCAAGUUCGGCGCCGAGGCGUGCGUGGACGUGCUCACGUCCUUCCCUCAGUGCAACAAGCAGGCUAUUAACAAGUUCGGCGAGCAGCCUAAAGAUAUAAUCUGCAAGCGCGCGAACAACGCGUCUCCGGAGUGUGCGCGUCGCAUGCUGGGCAUGCUGGAGGAGCGGUUCUACGUGCCGGUGCUGCACGCCGAGGACGGCAGCGCGGCGCCCGCCAUCGGCCGCGCCUUCACGCCCGCGCAGCCCCCGGAAAUAAACCGCGACCCGCUGAGCCCGCGCUACGAGAUCCUCGCCUUCGCGGGCCCCAUGGCGGCGCGGCAGGCCGACACGUUCCGCCGGAAGUGGAAGACGCCGCCGCGCGCGCACACACUGAAAGCGCCCGCUUUCAGAUUACAAGAGAUGACUAAAGGGCUUGAGGCUGUCGGCAGAAACCUGGCAGAAGAAAUGAAAGUAGGCUGGAAGGAAUACUGGCCCUUCCUCGACACCUUCACCGACCUCAGAACUCCUGAGGGUCUAGCUUUACUAGAGAACUAUCUCAAAACCAAGUACGAGAAUGCCUGCUCCUUCGCAUACAGCGACAGCUGCGCUCAACCUCACUCCCCUGACGACAUCUCCUUGUCCAGAAUCAGUCUAGGAAACCUACGCAACCUAUCACAAAGCCCUAUGAAACAAAACUCCGUGCUCAGCCCCAUGUCUGAACUAUGCGUGGCUAUGAAAACGUGCACAAUAUCUUCGGACAGACCGGCGCAUUGGAAGAAAACAGACCCGAUACGACAGAGGAUGUGUCGGCAACCUACGAAAGCAUUAACCAACGGCGAUGUCGCAUCACCGACGAACCAUCCGAACCACUCAGUCAGCCAACUCGUCUGUAUCGAACGAACCUGCCAAGUAUUCGCUAGAAGAAUCGCCGAUGCUCUAACGUUCUCUUUAACAUCCGAACCAGAAGUGGCAGGAGAAUCUCUAAAAGCCGAAGCGAAAUACCUCCAACACACAAUGUACACUUAUAUGGACGAUGAACGAUUUCAGAACAUAAACUUCGCGUUAAUACAUUCGCGACUAGCCCAGCUAGCCGUCUUCAUGUUGAAGCGACAAACUAAAGACACAGACGACGUGAACAGUCUAGCGGAGUUUUUAGUAAAACUGCGUUGUCCGAACGACGAUAUAUUUAGCUCGGACGAUGAACAUAGAUCUGCAAGAGGUCCAAGCAAGUUACGGAUGUCUCACGUAUUAGAUAGUCACAUUAAAUGCUUAGCUAGUUUUAUUUGUGAAGAGCUGGCGGAGUCAGAGGCGACUAAAGGGCCAUCGGUGUCCGAGUCUGAGUGUGCAGAGCUGUGGGGGAAAGCGUCUAAAUGCGGGUGUGACUGGAAGAUUGAGAAUUUUGAGAGAAAUAGCAAGAAGAAUGCGUCGUUUAGGAAGAACAGGUCGAUAUUGUCGACUAGUCCGAAGAGUGAGGGUCUGGUUAGAAGGCUGACGUUCGAUUGCGACAUUGGCGACGGCAAAAGUCAACGCAACGAAACCUCCCGCCCGCUCAGCGUCAACUCUCCGGGCGGAGACUCCGCGGGUGCGGUGGCGGGGGCGGGGGCGGGGGCGGUGGCGGGGGAGGGGGCGGGGCCGGGGGCGGGGGCGCUCUACACGCUGGACACCGCCAAGUGCACCGUGGUGGCCGCAGAGAUAUCGGAGGACGAGUCUGGCGAGUCGUCCAACUCCGACGAGUACCAAACUGCCUCGGAGCAUUCUGACGACGACGAAGACAAAAUGGUGGACGCCAGCGACAGGGCGCUCGCCGAGCCCUUUAUAUACGGAGAGGAACCGAGUAAGAUGGACAGACUAGUAUUCGACGCACUAACCCCAUGUAGCAUCAGCCCCGAGUCGUACCCCAAUGUGUAUCGCUGGAGACAUACUGUCGCCCUCUACUCGCCUACGGAGAGAGACAAAUGGGCGGCCCACGAGCUAAACGACAGCGUGGCAUCGGCGUCCUUUAGCUACUGCAGCCCACUGCGGCACGCGGCCACCCCCAUAGCGCACACGCCGCGACCGCGCGAGCGCUGCUCCACGCCCAACCACCGCCUGCAGCUCACACAAGAAGCGUAUCACGACCGCUCCGUGCCGCUACAGGUAUCAACCUGGCUUCGAGUGACGGGCCCCAACUCGCCACGUUCUGCGCUGGCCACCAAGAACCUCGGCCACAACGUCAGCUUCGGCUUCUGACCACCACCACCACCACCCCCCAGCUAACAUCACGACUGUACCGCUUCUACUGUUAAUAACGUUUGAUCAACUCGACUCGACAAUUCGAAACGUCCCGUAGCCUCGAUAGGUAUAAAUUUAGUAUGAAAUCGUGUGUGGUAUCGCAACGAUGGGAGGCUAAAGUAACUUUUCUGCCGAGGCGAUUCGCGACGAUGGAAGUUGAGGGAUUAGUACGAAGACGCAAACUUGAUACUACUUUGUUAAAUAUCAAAAGUUGUCGCUAUCUCCACGAGUAUAGGCCAAAGGUAUGACGCCAUCGCUCGAAAAGAUGACGAAAUCGAAAUGAUCGAAAAAUUUACUUUGACGAUACGCCUCCAUUCUAAAUUCUCUUUGCUACAACUAUUUUUGCCCUGCAAAAAAAGGUACUGCUAUAAAUAAUAUUUUGGAAAACAAAAUUCUGAACACAGUGAUGCUACUGUUUCGGUUACCGUAAUUUUUAUUAAAAUUGCCAAGAAUUGUUAAUUUUGAUUCAGAUGAUUUUCAAAAUAUUUUUAUUUUAUAAUUUGAUUGAUUACCUAUAAUUUUUAAUAAUUUGGAAUUUAGAUGACUAUUGGCUUUUAAGGCUACUUUUUAUUUGACCUUUCAUAAUGCACAUUUCCCACUUACACGUAAAAAUAGUUCAGUUUAGCUCCAGUAAAAAAACAGCUUAAUUGUUUGCAGACUAAUAAUUAUUAAUGGUGCUUAAAGUAUUGUUAGGACUGCAAAAAUUGCUUACAUUUGUAAAUUAUUUACUCCUGACAAACUGUGCUAUCUAGAUGUAGUGCAUAAUUGUUUUCCAUCGUAUUUUCUCGGAAACGUUCAUAUUUGUCAUGCUACAUCAGCCAACCUCGGUACUUUUUGUGCCGAAACUGACGUGAAGACACGUUCGUAUGUUUCCGUACGAAAAUACGAUGGAAAACAAUUAUGCACUACAACUGUACGCCUAUUGCCUCUCCCUCCAUUUUUUUUAUUUAAAUUUUACGUGGCCUAAUACUAAGACAAAAUAUAGUCACGAAGAAAUGCAGUUAUAUUAUUCAUAAAAAAAUAUAAAUGCCCUAAAGUCAGUUGAUUGUUUGGAAAGGGUAAACAUAAUUUUAUUUCUUAUAAUUUUACGUACUGAAAAUGUGAAAAUGACAAUGUUAUAUCGUAAUUGUAUGUAGAUUACUUUUUAUCGUAAGCUGUGUUUUUAUAUUUCAAAUAGUAAAAUGAUAAAUGACAGUUAGAUUAGCCGAUUUACUAUCAAAUAAUCCCACUUUUGUACUAUAAUGACAGAUAAGUUGGAUAAUUGAACUGUAUUUUACUAUCUGAGGUAAAAACAAGGUUUAUAUAGUGUACAGUCGCUAUCAGAUAUAUCGGAGCGGCCAAAGUGCUCACAAAUAUCUGAACACGCCUCCAUUGCAAGGGCGUUAGAUUGCAUGUUCCGAUUUUUGUGCACCUUAGCCUAUCCGAUAUAUCUGAUACGAAGAUAAGUGCAUUCCCGUUGCCAGGGAGGUUUUGGGAUUAUUCUGAGCAACUUUUACUAUAGGACCAACCCCGAAAUCACAAAAAUAAAUUUGGGUGUUUCAUACAUUUUGGCUGGUCCAUUUUCUAUGGGAGGGCAAAUUUAUUUUUCGCGAUUUCGUGGUUGGUCCCAUAGUAUGUUGCUCAGUAUAAUCCCAAAACCUCUCUGGCAACGGGAAUGCACUUAUUUUUAACCCACCCUGUAUAUUGAUCUGAUCGUACUUGUUUCACUAAACAACGAAAUCACAAUUUUCCUCCCGAACUUUAUUAGGAUUAUCAAUUCAAUGGACAUACAAAGUUGUUUGAAUAUAUAGUUACUUUUGCAGAUUGUAUUCAUUCGUGUUGCAACGUUACUAAAUAAAUAGAUGUUUAAGGGAGUGAUUGAACUUAAUGAAUGUUCAUGACACGUCUUAAAAUAUUUUGUAAAGACUGUCCUAAAUGUUGAAAUGCUUAGAGCUCCCAUAAGUGUCUCUAACAUAAUAAUAAUAUACAAGUUCGUGAUAAAUGUGUUAUCAGCGGGCGCAGCAUGGUUUCAUUUUUAUCGCCUGUCACUAUGUCCGUCACUUUCGUAUGCUUGUUAGAAAGUAACAGGCAUGGUGACAAGUGAUAAAAAUGCGACCGUGCUACCGCCGCUGAAAUCGGUGCGAGAUAUAAAAUAUUGACACCACUAGCCAUAGAAAAUUCAUUCAAUGGAUUUAAAAUGCACGGCUAAAAUUAGAAUGUCCAUAAUGAAUGCACAUGUGAAAUAAUGAAUAACUUUCAAAUAUUUUGAACAUAAUCGUUCAACAUACAACAAAGUGUGAUCCAAUGUGUGUUCAAUUUUAGUGGUCAAAAUUAGCUAUAAUUAAUUUAAUGCAGAGUUAUGACGUCACUUAGUUAUUAAGAUUGCACACUGUGUUCUAUGUCGUUUGUUGAAGUCACUUAGGUUGCAGGAGCUUAUUACACUAUCCUAAUUUAGUGACUAACAAGAGGGAC
Messenger RNA from Cydia strobilella, 5803 nucleotides. RefSeq names its product ankyrin repeat and LEM domain-containing protein 2 homolog (gene Ankle2). The transcript is spliced from 14 exons. Gene Ontology annotation, biological process: negative regulation of phosphorylation. Gene Ontology annotation, molecular function: protein phosphatase 2A binding. NCBI's taxonomy places the organism in Eukaryota, Metazoa, Arthropoda, Insecta, Lepidoptera, Tortricidae. Bases 302 to 3310 code for a protein of 1002 amino acids. The record is from RefSeq and is a predicted model, not a curated record. Gene Ontology annotation, cellular component: endoplasmic reticulum.